UCCCGAUCCGAUACGACUACGAGUGCAUUGCAGUGGCGGCGAAUCAAGCGUAUAAAAAGCCGGCGAAUCAAAAUCGGAGCAAUUCAAUCGGUGUUCGCUGGGAAAUCGUAAGUCUCUGUUCAAAUUCAUUGACGGAUUAAUCAAAUGGAGGACGAAGCUGAGAUAUACGAUGGUAUCAGAGCUCAGUUCCCUCUAAGUUUCGGAAAGCAGUCGAAGCCCGUGACGCCUCUCGAAGCCAUCCACAACGCUACCCGCCGGGCCACGGCCACAGCCACCACUGACGGCGUCGCCUCAUCUAAUAGUACCGAUAGCAACAAAGACUUCCCGUCUCUGUCCUCGUCCUCCAAAGUCUGGCUAGACUCCCUGAAGAAUUCUAACCCUACCUCGCGCGGUCGCGGUAACCCUAACCCUAGAGUUAGUAGCUCGAGUGAUAUCGUUAGGGGGAAGAGCGUCCGGGAUGAUGACGCGAUGGUUGGGCCGCCCCGGCCACCGUUGGAUUCUGAUUCGGUUAGUGGAGGAGAGGACGAUGGACUGAUGAUUGGUCCUCCUCGGCCGCUGCAUAUAGAUGAUGAUGAUGAUGAGGAGGAGGAUCGUAUGAUUGGACCGCCGCGGCUCGCGGCUGUUAAUGAAGAGGAUGACGAUGAUGAUGACCAGAUGAUUGGGCCGCCUCCGCCUCCACCGGAUUCGAGAUCAGAUGAUUCUGAUGCGGAGGAGGGUUCGGACGGGGAAGAAGGUGGUCGAUAUCGGAUACCUCUCAGCAAUGAGAUUGUCUUGAAGGGUCACACUAAGGUUGUCUCAGCACUUGCUGUUGAUCAUUCAGGAUCUAGAGUUCUCUCAGGAAGUUAUGACUAUUCAGUGCACAUGUAUGACUUUCAAGGGAUGAAUACUCGCUUGCAGUCUUUCAGACAGCUUGAACCAUUUGAAGGUCACCAGGUUCGCAAUCUCAGCUGGAGCCCAACAUCAGACCGAUUUUUGUGUGUGACUGGCUCAGCCCAAGCUAAGAUUUAUGACCGGGAUGGGCUUACCCUUGGCGAGUUUGUAAAGGGGGACAUGUAUAUCCGUGACCUUAAGAAUACCAAGGGCCACAUAUCAGGAUUAACCUGUGGGGAGUGGCACCCAAAAACAAAGGAGACAAUUUUGACCUCAUCAGAGGAUGGUUCUCUACGGAUAUGGGAUGUAAAUGACUUUAAAAGUCAAAAGCAGGUGAUCAAACCAAAACUUGCAAGGCCUGGAAGAGUUCCUGUUACCACAUGUGCUUGGGAUCGUGAAGGGAAAAGCAUAGCAGGUGGCAUUGGGGAUGGUUCUAUACAGAUAUGGAACCUUAAGCCUGGCUGGGGAAGUAGGCCAGACAUACAUGUUGAAAAAGGUCACUCAGAUGAUAUAACUGGACUUAAGUUCUCUAGUGAUGGGCAGAUUCUACUAUCGAGAGGCUUUGAUGAUUUACUAAAGGUUUGGGAUCUGCGCAAAGUGAAAGAGCCACUUCGUGUGUUUGAGGAUCUUCCUAAUCAUUAUGCUCAAACUAAUAUCGCGUUCAGUCCAGAUGAGCAACUCUUCUUGACUGGAACCUCUGUUGAAAGGGAUAGCACAAUUGGUGGUUUGUUGUGCUUUUUUGAUCGAGCAAAGCUUGAACUUGUGUCUCGGGUUGGGAUUUCACCAACUUUUAGCGUUGUUCAGUGUGCAUGGCACCCAAAACUAAAUCAGGUCUUUGCAACCACUGGCGAUAAAAGACAAGGAGGAACUCACAUACUGUAUGAUCCGACACUCAGUGAGAGAGGAGCACUUGCUUGUGUUGCACGUGCUCCUAGGAAAAAGUCUGUUCAUGAUUAUGAGGCGAAACCUGUGAUUCACAACCCUCAUGCACUCCCCUUAUUUAGAGAUCAGCCAAACCGGAAGCGCCAAAGGGAGAAAAUAUUGAAAGACCCAAUGAAGUCCCACAAGCCUGAACUUCCUAUAACGGGGCCUGGUCAUGGGGGAAGAGUUGGUACAACCAAGGGAAGCUUGUUAACUCAGUACCUUAUGAAGCAAGGAGGCAUGAUCAAGGAGACAUGGAUGGAGGAAGAUCCUAGAGAAGCUAUUCUGAAAUAUGCCGAUGUUGCAGCCAAAGACCCAAAAUUCAUUGCUCCUGCGUAUGCACAAACACAGCCUGAACCAGUUUUCGCAAAGUCUGAUUCCGAGGAUGAAGAGAAGUAAUCUUAACAUGUUCUUGCCACCAAUGUUGCCCAUUCUGCAGUAACUCGUGCCACUCUUCUUUUUUAUCCCCCUCUGGUGUUAUUCGAUGUUUUUCUAUACGACUAGUUGUGGCAGAUUCUUUCUUCCACUGUCUCCCCAUUUGGCGGACUGCAAUGGCGUUUUGGUGACUGCCUUGUGCCGCCAUCGUCGUAUUGUUGUAACCGAGCUGUUGAUAAUAGCUUCUUUUUUUUUCUACGUUUAUGUAUCGUUUUUAUAAAGAGAUUAUUAUCACA
Messenger RNA from Diospyros lotus (date-plum), 2462 nucleotides. RefSeq lists its product as uncharacterized. Gene Ontology annotation, biological process: regulation of DNA double-strand break processing. NCBI's taxonomy places the organism in Eukaryota, Viridiplantae, Streptophyta, Magnoliopsida, Ericales, Ebenaceae. Bases 145 to 2190 code for a protein of 681 amino acids. Gene Ontology annotation, cellular component: site of double-strand break; nucleus. Gene Ontology annotation, molecular function: protein binding. The record is from RefSeq and is a predicted model, not a curated record. The transcript is spliced from 8 exons.